UAAAUUUUUUAGCCCAAAGUUGUCAAAAUCUGGAAUAAAAAUACUGGGCGGAUUUUUUGCACAAUUAAGAUUUUCUUUAAUUUUCCUCCCGGGAAAAUGGCUUCAUUGAGCAAUACAUCGGAAAUUGAGACAAAGCUGGAGAAGGAAAAGGCAAACUUGGCACUUUUGCGAUCCCGUGUUGAAAACUAUCAGGACCUCACAAAGUCAAUGUCGUCAAUUCUGAAUUCUUUUGAGCAGCGCUUGGGGCGCUUGGAGGAGACCAUCCUCCCCGUAUACCAUGAGACAGAGCACCUUCAGAAGCGUCAGCAGAACUUAGAUGCAACUCUGCAGUGUCUGGAAAAAGUUCUUCAGCACUACGAUGCUUCGCAGGAAGUUUGCAAUUUAAUCCAUUUGGGACCGUCAGAGGGGGAUGUUGGGACAUUUCUGGAUGCUCUCGAUCGUCUCAAGGCUGCAAUGGAUUACUUCCUGAAUAACAAUUCACAAAGUGUUGAGCUUGACAAUGUGACGAGCCUCUUCAAUACGGGCUGCGAAUCCCUCAAUAAUCACUUCAAGUUCCUCCUCAGGAAGCACUGUAGCCCAAUGCGUCCUGUUGACCUACUUGAUUUGAUCUACAUCGAAGAGGAUUCAUCCGGCGAAGAUUGCCCUUCCAUCAAGCAACUUCCACCGACAGCUCGAGAGGAGCUGCGUAUUGUUGCAGCAUGGUUGGAGAAUCACCUUCGGCGGGAAUAUGUUGUCAUCUAUGCAGAUGAGCGAUCAGAUGUUGUCUUUAGAUCCCUGCAGAUGCUGAAGGAUCACCAGAAGAGCGGCAGCUGGGGCAGUGAGCCACUCAAGACACGCUACCACGGAAAACCCGAACCGAGAAAAUCCACUUCGGCACGACUCCAGCAAAUCUUUGAGCGAAAAGCCAAUAAGAUGCUACUCAAGGCAUCCCAAACAAUUGAACAGAGUCGCUUUGCGAUCCGUAAGAAUUCCGGGUAUGGCGAUAAUCUCACCACUGAUGAUCAUGUAGGUGAUGGUGAUCAGGAUUUGGAGAAGUACCUCGUACUGUUGCUUGGGCUGCAGCGUCUUCUCAUCUGGGAGCGCCAAAUACUCUCAGAUGUCAUCCCGAGUACACGGCUCGGGGAGGUUUUCUCCCGCCUGGCUCACACAUCCAUUGAAAUGGUGGUCAAGGAUGCCGAGAGUAUUACAUCGAAGGUUCUCCGGAGUAUUGCACGGAAGGACUGGACAGCAGCUCUGGGUGUCUUCUCGGCACUGAAACACGUCACACUCAUGCAGCCGGACAUUGAGAAGCUGUGCGACGUGAGUCAACGUCAUCAGCUGGCGAUGGUGCUGCAGAAGCUCCAGAGCACGGGAUCACGAGCUCUGGAACAAUUUCUGGAUCUUGUGCGUGGUGACACGGGAUCAAAUCUCGUUGCAAUGAGCUCAAGCACAAUUUCUGGCUCGGGAAAUGUGCCAAAAGAUGCAACAGUGCACGAGCUGACAAGCAAUGCCAUUUGGUUUGUUGAGCAUCUCCUGGAGCAUGCUGAUGUAAUUGGUGGGAUCCUCCAGAUGGACUCCUUCUACGCCAGCCAAUUGGAUUCUAUUGCGCUGCACAAAUCUCUCUCACCGGAAGAUCGCCGGAAAGCCCUGCUGGGUUUGUACAUUAAGCGAAUCCUUUCGGAAUUGAACUUGACCAUUGUCUCAAAAUGCGAGCAGUACAGUGACAUUGCAACACGUCACCUCUUCCGCCUCAACAACAUCCACUACAUCCUUAAGUCACUACAGAGAUCCAAUCUGUUGGAAUUGCUCUCUGUGACGGAGCCCGAGUGCGAGAAAAACUAUCAGGAUCUCAUUCAGGAGCUCAAAAACUCCUAUCAGCGUUCCUGGAUGCGAAUUUUGGCACAUAUAUCACCCCUUGAGGACCUCCCGCGGCCCACUGCGGGAAAAGUACGUGAAAAGGAAAGGGCGGUAAUUAAGGAGCGUUUUGCCAACUUCAACAAAGAUCUCGAGGAAGCGUGGAAAACACAACGGGGCAUCUCAGUACCGGACGUGAUCCUCCGUGAGGGGCUGAAGCGAGACAAUUCAGAGACACUCAUCCCACAGUACAAUGCCUUCUUUGAAAUGUACGCUGAGGUAUCCUUUAGUAAGAACCCAGAGAAGUACGUCAAGUACAAGCCACACGAUGUAACGAGGAUGCUAAACAGUCUCUUCGACGAUACAGUCUAAAAGAGUUCCAAACUGGUAAGUUUUAUCCCGUUUUUUUCCCUCCCUCCAGUUUAUCAACAUUCCUUCGUCCUGAACUUUCCGGAAAAAAAGGAAAUAAAUCUUGAAAUUCUCAUCAAAAUAUAAUCUUGAACAUUGA
Molecule: messenger RNA, 2341 nt
Organism: Lutzomyia longipalpis
Lineage: Eukaryota; Metazoa; Arthropoda; Insecta; Diptera; Psychodidae
Gene: Exo70
Product: exocyst complex component 7
Exons: 3
Coding region: 97-2205 (702 amino acids)
Biological process (GO): exocytosis
Cellular component (GO): exocyst
Molecular function (GO): phosphatidylinositol-4,5-bisphosphate binding
Source: RefSeq, a predicted model, not a curated record